This is a messenger RNA of Brassica oleracea var. oleracea, 2171 nucleotides long. Its product is annotated as transmembrane 9 superfamily member 2-like. Gene Ontology annotation, biological process: protein localization to membrane. Gene Ontology annotation, cellular component: membrane. The transcript has 7 exons. The coding region runs from base 86 to 1855 and encodes 589 amino acids. Lineage: Eukaryota; Viridiplantae; Streptophyta; Magnoliopsida; Brassicales; Brassicaceae. The record is from RefSeq and is a predicted model, not a curated record.
UCGUCGUCAUUUCCUCCGUUUUCCCUUCUUGCGGAAUUAAUAAAGCGCAAACUCAGAUCUCACUGAUUUGAAGAGAAAAAACGCAAUGAAGAUGCUGCUCCUCUUACUCGGAGCUCUAAUCCUCUCCAGCGUCGGCUAUGUCAGAUCCGACGCCUCCGACCACCGCUACAAGGAAGGAGACAUCGUUCCUCUAUACGCCAACAAGGUCGGCCCAUUCCACAAUCCAAGUGAGACGUAUCGUUACUUUGAUCUUCCCUUCUGUGUUCCAGAGGGUGUGAAAGAGAAGAAGGAAGCCUUUGGAGAGGUUCUGAACGGCGAUCGCCUCGUCAGCGCUCCAUACAAGCUCAACUUCAGAGACGAAAAGGACUCCGAAGUCUACUGCAAGAAGAAGCUGAGCAAAGAAGAGGUCAAAAAGUUCCGGCAAGCCGUUGAGAAAGACUACUACUUCCAGAUGUACUACGACGAUCUCCCCAUCUGGGGGUUCAUUGGCAAAGUCGACAAGGAGAUCAAAUCUGAUCCGAGCGAGUACAAGUACUUCCUCUACAAGCACAUCGAGUUUGAGAUUCUGUACAACAAUGACCGUGUGAUUGAGAUCAGUGCUAGGAUGGAUCCACACUCGCUUGUUGAUCUUACUGAGGAUAAAGAAGUGGAUGCUGAGUUUAUGUAUACGGUGAAGUGGAAGGAGACGGAGACUCCGUUUGAGAAGAGGAUGGACAAGUACUCCAUGUCUUCUUCUCUUCCGCAUCACUUGGAGAUUCACUGGUUCUCUAUUAUUAACUCGUGUGUCACUGUGCUGCUUUUGACUGGGUUCCUUGCUACCAUCUUGAUGCGUGUCCUCAAGAAUGAUUUCACCAAGUAUGCUCAAGACGAGGAAGCUGCUGAUGAUCUGGAGGAAACUGGGUGGAAGUACAUUCAUGGCGAUGUGUUUAGGUUCCCAACGCACAAUUCUUUGUUUGCUGCAUCACUUGGUAGUGGUACUCAACUGUUUACCCUGACCAUAUUCAUUUUCAUGCUUGCUCUUGUUGGAGUGUUCUACCCGUACAACCGAGGAGCACUCUUUACCGCUUUGGUGGUCAUUUACGCUCUAACCUCUGGAAUUGCUGGAUACACAUCCGCCUCUUUCUACUGCCAACUUGAAGGCAAAAGCUGGGUGAGAAACUUGUUACUCACCGGAUGUCUCUUCUGUGGUCCUUUACUCCUAACCUUCUGCUUCCUCAACACCGUAGCCAUCACCUACACAGCAACCGCAGCACUACCCUUUGGAACCAUCGUUGUUAUCGUCCUUAUAUGGACACUAGUCACGUCGCCUCUACUCGUCUUAGGUGGCAUCGCUGGUAAAAACAGCAAAGCUGAGUUCCAAGCGCCCUGCCGUACGACCAAGUACCCCCGCGAGAUCCCGCCGCUCCCUUGGUACAGAAGCGCUGUUCCUCAGAUGGCCAUGGCUGGUUUCCUUCCUUUCAGUGCCAUCUACAUCGAGCUUUACUACAUUUUCGCUAGUGUCUGGGGUCACCGGAUCUACACCAUCUACAGCAUCCUAUUCAUCGUCUUCAUCAUCCUCAUCAUCGUCACUGCGUUCAUAACCGUCGCUUUGACUUACUUCCAGCUCGCUGCUGAAGAUCACCAAUGGUGGUGGAGAUCAUUCCUAUGCGGUGGGUCGACCGGUUUGUUUAUCUACGCCUACUGCUUAUACUAUUACUACGCUCGAUCAGACAUGUCUGGAUUCAUGCAAACAUCGUUCUUCUUCGGAUACAUGGCUUGCAUUUGCUACGGGUUCUUCUUAAUGCUCGGGACUGUCGGCUUCCGCGCUGCACUUUUCUUCGUUCGUCACAUUUACCGGUCGAUCAAAUGCGAGUAAGAAGUAUUUUAUCUUCUUACGUCUGGUUCUCUUCUUCUUCUUCUUCGGCCUCCUUAUGAAUUUUUGGUAGAACAAUGAAAGAUAAAGAGAUAGGUUGUUAGAAAGAAGAGAGACACAAUGACAAUGUCAAUGUCUGAUUGUUUCCUGAAAAAGCAUAUCUUCUCAGUCUCUCUCUUCUUCUCUCGUUAUUUUGGGAUACAGAAAUUAAAAUUACUUACGUGUGUAUCCUUUUCUAUAUAUUUUAUGGAUUGUAAAAGAUGAUCAUACCUUCGGACUAUUUUUUUUGUAUGUAAUAAAUGUCAAAGCUCUUAUUCAA